This is a messenger RNA of Tetrahymena thermophila SB210, 360 nucleotides long. RefSeq lists its product as hypothetical. The record is from RefSeq and is a predicted model, not a curated record. The transcript has 3 exons. NCBI's taxonomy places the organism in Eukaryota, Ciliophora, Oligohymenophorea, Hymenostomatida, Tetrahymenidae.
AUGAUGAAAAAAAUAGGCAAAGAAUAUAGUGAUUCAAACAAAUCAAUUGAAGAAUGUGAAAUUGAGUCAUUAACAAAAAAAGAAGUUUUCGAAUAAUUAUAAAUAAGUUGUGAUAAAGAAGAGUUUCUUUGUUUAAAUUCUAAUUAAAUAGAAAUUAAAGAUAAUUUAGACUUAUAGCUAACUCAGAAUGAAAAUAAUAGUGUAUAAAAAACCACUAUUGCUGGAAUCAAAUUAAAAAAUAAAUUUAAUAACAUUUUAAUGAAAAAAAGCCUCCAAGAACUAUCGGAAUGCCAAGUACCUAGAAAUCGAGAGAUUAUGUCUUAUAAAAUGAAUGUAAAUCAAAACUAUUUAUUAUACUGA